Molecule: messenger RNA, 888 nt
Organism: Candidozyma pseudohaemuli
Lineage: Eukaryota; Fungi; Ascomycota; Pichiomycetes; Serinales; Metschnikowiaceae
Exons: 1
Coding region: 1-888 (295 amino acids)
Source: RefSeq, a predicted model, not a curated record
AUGAACUUCCUUGCUACACCUCACGCACAGGUUUGUCGUAUCUAUAAAGAGGAGCGUUACGGUGAUCAGUCGUACUGUGAGCUUUUAAUACCCUUUGUGCUUCGCCAUCCAAAAGACCUCAUAUGGUGGUCAAUCUGGACAUUUGAAUCCAUUCGGCAAUCUUGUGGUUACAGAUGCUGCGAUUACAUCAGGAAGUAUGUCAAGGAUGUUGACGAAGGUGCUGCCUAUUUGGAGUCUUUACCAGAACAAGACAGGAUUCCGAUCAAGAGGAAUGCAGAUAAAGUAUGUGCUGAGCUCUUGAAUAACGGUAUCAGGGCAAGCUUCUUACCUCCGAACCUGGAUGAUACAUUGUGCCUGUUCAAGAGAAUGUACGAUGAAGUAUCGAAGGUGCCUGCGAUGCUGUACACCGAUUUAUUGAUCCAUUGGAAGAAGAAAGAUGAACAAUUGGACCACGCCCAUGCCCAUCCAGCUAUCGUGCUGGCUUUUUGCCACACUCAUCUAGUUGAACCUAUGUUUAAGGUCUUGAUGGUUUUGAGACCUCGCUUAAAAGGCGAUUUUGUGAGCUUCAUUGAUGCAGAGUUCCAGAGGAGAGGAAUUGAACGUAUGGAUAUCAAGUCCCUUUACUUUGACAACUAUCAGGAAAUGUUUAUUUACCCUUGCGAUUUGGAACAGGCUGGCCCUUUCCGAGUAUUUUCAUGGGAAGAACCGUCUGCGUUGAGUAAGAGGCAUUUUAUAAAAUGCACUCAUUGUCAUAAGAAGGUGCAAAUUGUGGACGGCUUUGGGGCUAAGCGGACCGGAUAUUUUCACGGUCGGGAAAAGCAAAAGGCACAGAAGAAGGAAAGUGGUCGGAAAAGAGCGUACCACAGAAACAGGUUGGUUGUCGAUUGA